GGGGGCGGGGCGGAGCGCGGCGCCCGCGCGGCACCAUGGGCUGUGGUAAAAUGGCGGUGCGCACGAACAUGGCCGGCCAGGCGCUACGCGACUUGCUGGAUGCGGAGAGCGCGGAGGCCGCCAGCUCUGAGCAGCCACAAAAUGAAAAUCAGAGCCAGAUGGAUUUGUAUGAUGAUUUAAUCAAUGAUAUAAUAGGAGUACCUUUAAAUAACGGGAUCAAACCUAACAUUUGUAAUCUCCGGCCACAGUGCUCAUCAAAUAAUAUUACUCUAACUACUGCUCAUCGAUGGAAAGCAACUCCACCCAAACGUACAGGCCAGAAUAAAGUUGUACUUCCUGAGAAGAAGACUUUGCUCAUUGGUAAUCUGACAUGGUGGACAACUGAGGAGGACCUGGCAAGCUGCAUUCGCUCGGCUGGAAUAUGUAAUGUUGAUAAAAUCAGAUUUUAUGAAGUUCCAAAAGGUGGUCAAUCGAAAGGAUUUGCCAGAGUGGAUUUGACCUCGGAUUGGGAUGUCAACAGAUUGUUGGAAAUGCUUCCAAAGAAAAAGGUUCACGGGAGGGUUCCUGAUGUCCGGUACCUUAACAUAUCAAACCGGCAGUAUUUUGAAACACAGUUCAUAAAUGCAAUGGAAAAAUCCAAGUUGCAUUCAGCAGAGAAUGACAUUUUUGAAGGUUAUGACGGAAAUGACAACGAAUCUGCAUUUGAUUCUUCAAAAGAGAUGGUUCAAGAUGAUCCUACGGUUGAAGACCAAAUCCUUUCACCUUUCGUGCAGCCGAUGGGUUCACCCAUUGACCACAGACUCCAACCUGGUUCUACUAUUUCUCCAAACUUUGUGAUGCAAGAUUUCAUUUCGCUGGGCGUUUCUACUCCUGGGAACCCAGCCCUAGGUAUUGGUGAAUACAGACACAUUCAGACAUUGCAAACGGUUUGUGGAGUUCCUGCAACCUUCUAUCCACCAUUCAUCACCAGCCUCUCUGCUAUGGAGCACCAGAAACCCCCACCUAUGUUUAAUCCAUGCUAUCAAGAUUACAGAAUACCUGGAAGGGAAGCAGAUCUUCAGGUAACACUUCAAAGCAGGCCGAUCACAAAAGAACUCGAGACAAAAGAGCUUAUUUUAACCAGUAAUAACAAGAGCAAAGAUGACUCAUCGGAAGAUUUUGGGAGUCUCCUUCGGCUUGUUUCUUUCGUUAAAAAGUCAAAAUCAGUUGCAAACGAUGAGGACAACGAAACGUUAAAUUGUCCUGCAAAUCAGCGGCAGGAGGGAGAAACUAAAAAGGUUUCUUCAGGAUUACGGGAGCAUGAAUAUUCAACGCACAGAGAAAAUCGCAGAUCUGGGGAGAGAAGUGGAUCGGUGAGAGAACGUUCCAGGAGUCCGUGUUCCAGUGAUGGCCAUUAUCAAGAGAAUAAAAUGGAUUAUAAUCAAGAUAGGCAAAAACCCCAUCAAAGGCUUCGUUGUGAAUAUUCUCCUCAUGAAGAUCACCACUCAGACAGAAGCCAAGAUCACAGAGACAGCUUUGGCCAAGAAAGUGCUUGUGACUCUACCAGAUACCCUUCUAGAAAUAUAGACUCUUGGAGUGGUUAUUGUGAAAAGAGUGGAAAAGGACAAGAUUACAGUCCAGAAAAAUAUUUUGGCAGAAAACAAGAAAAGGAUAGAAAGUACCAGUUUUGAUGGUAUGUGUGUUGAUUUUGUCAUUUUGGACAAUAUGUUAUAUAUAGUAAAACCAUUGAAUAUCUUGUAAAUGAAUAUACACACUGAAUAUCUUGUAAAUAUGUCUACAGUGAUGACUCAGUCUAGCAUCUUCUACACAGAAUUCCAGCUGAAUAGAUUUUCAAAUCAUCUUUAAAGGCACGCAGCCAAUAAUGCCUCUGUUAUAAGAUCAAUUGUGUAAUGUUGAUGAUUUUCAUGAACAUGCUCCAUAAUUAUUUUACGUCUAAGUCGGCACCUGCUGUCCAGGUCCUUAAAUAUAGGCUGGGAAUGUCGAGUGCUAGGUCUCUACCAACAGUUUAUUUACAACUGCACAGAAAACAGGCCAUUCAGCCUGAUCAGACCAUGCUUGUGUUUAUGUUUCACUUAAAUCUUUUCUUGUCUUAUUAAAUCUCUCAACAUCUAUACUGUACACUUCUGAUUCUCCCGACAGUAGCGAGUUCUGCAUUCCCACCACUCUUUUGGUACAGAAGACUUUUUUAAAUUCCCUGUUGGUGUUAUUGUAGCGUUGACCAUUAGUUCUUCUUAGUGGCAAAAUCAUAUUCUCUAUCCAAAGUAUUUCAGAAUUAAACAAAAAACCUUUUCAUUUGGUCACCUCUCAACCUUUUUUCGUGAGAAAUGCGGUCCAGUUUACACUUCCUUUGCUGAUAUAUAUUCCUUCACCUUUCUGGUAGUCUUGUAAAUGUUCUCUGUAAUCUUCCAGUGCCUCAAACCCUUUUUAAUAAUAUGACAAGAACUGUACAUAGUACUUUAAAUGUAGUCUGACCAAGGUUUCACGCGGGUUCGGCAAAACCUCACUACUCUUAAAUCCUCCGUCUGUCAAACAAAACCCUUUUCACUUGUUUGCUUUUUUACUUUAGGGUGUUGCUAAGCUGCGGUGCUAUUCUUAUUGAAUACCAAAACUAUACCCCACUUAGAGACUAGUAUCUUUGGGGGAGUAAGUGACCUGCCUAUAGAUACUUACGUUUAUAUCGUUGGAACUUAUUUUCCAUGUUUACUCGUACACUCUUGCAGUCUUUCUCAGCAUUGGAUAUGUAAUCAACUUGAUAUCAAUCAGAUUUAGAAACAGUGUCUUUGAAUUCAGAGUCUAAAUUCUCGAUGUAAAUCGUCAACAGCAGGGUCCAAGUAUUCCACCUUCCACUGAAUAACUAACCUUUGCAAUGCUGCCUGACCGGCUGAGUUGCUCCAGCACUUUGUCUCCUGUUGUGUAAACCAGCAUCUGCAGUUCCUUGUUUCUACAUCAUGCAAUUACUCUUUCUCUCUGUCCUGAAGUUAGCUAGCAAUCCAUCGCGCUGCCUGUCCUCGAUUUCUCAAUCUCUGACUUUGUUCAUUGAUUCAUUAUGCUGUAGCUUACCGAAGAUUUUUUGAAAUUUACGGUAAAGUGUAUCUUCUUUAUUGCCAUUGUCUACUUUCUCUGUUACCUCAAAUUGUAAAAAAAAAAUCCUUUUGAAGUACUUGUUGAAUUUCACUGCAAUAGCUCUAAUUUCUGGACGUUCUUCUCUUCACUGUGGCAGGAAAUCCUUAUUUUCCCGCCUCUGUCAGGUUGAGCUAAUGGACUCAAGUUCGGGUAUUGAUUUCGAUUAAUAAUGCAAAUCCCCCAUUGUGAAAUAUUUAGUAUGUUCAAAGUUGCCCAGGAGUAGUGGGAAGCGAUAGGGAGAUAGACCUGGGACAUCUGGAGCGGAUGAGAAAGCUUUGAGCUGGAGUAAAUAGUGGUAGAAAUGUAGUAAAUACAUGGAAGUUACAAGAAAAUAUGGUCAUUUGGCUCAAUGGUUCAUGUUGGCAUUUAUCUCUUAGUAAAUAAAUAAUCACAUUCGCUGCCCUGUUCCACCAUCUCUAAAGUUUUAAAUUUUGAUUUAGUUUUGCCUGCAUUACUGUUCUUGAGUGAUUCCUUAGCAGUAUGAUGAAGAAAUGAAAGUUGUUUGUUCUCACCACUGCAUGUCUUGUAUUUAAUUUUGUAUUGGUGGCAUUCUGUCAGAAACUGUUCUGUCUAUCUGCUGUUUCAUCCUACUGUAAUGUUAAAUACUUUUUUAAUAUGAAUUUUUGUGAUGAAAGCUA
This is a messenger RNA of Leucoraja erinaceus (little skate), 3761 nucleotides long. Its product is annotated as cleavage and polyadenylation specificity factor subunit 6-like. Gene Ontology annotation, molecular function: mRNA binding. Lineage: Eukaryota; Metazoa; Chordata; Chondrichthyes; Rajiformes; Rajidae. The record is from RefSeq and is a predicted model, not a curated record. Gene Ontology annotation, cellular component: mRNA cleavage and polyadenylation specificity factor complex. The transcript is spliced from 9 exons. The coding region runs from base 36 to 1670 and encodes 544 amino acids. Gene Ontology annotation, biological process: mRNA alternative polyadenylation.